Molecule: messenger RNA, 1147 nt
Organism: Macadamia integrifolia
Lineage: Eukaryota; Viridiplantae; Streptophyta; Magnoliopsida; Proteales; Proteaceae
Product: probable esterase D14L
Exons: 2
Coding region: 90-923 (277 amino acids)
Source: RefSeq, a predicted model, not a curated record
AGCAAAUGAACAAAAAAUAGAAGAUACCCAGAAACCAAACCCUCCUUCUUCUUCUGCUGCUAGUGCUGGUGCUGGUGAAGAGAGUGAUCAUGGUGGAGAAGAAGAUAAGCCUCUCAACCUCCAUGAAUGCAAAAAUAAUUGGUUCAGGGAAAGAGUCUGUGGUUUUAGCUCAUGGGUAUGGAGGAGAUCAAUCGGUUUGGGAGAAAAUCCUUCCAGACUUGGCUAAACGUUAUCGUGUUCUUGUCUUUGAUUGGAGUUUCUCAGGUUCUGCGAAGGAUCUGAGCUUCUUCGAUUCUGAAAAAUAUUCUUCCUUCGAUGCCUUCGCUAAUGACCUUAUUGCUCUCAUGGAUGAGAUCAACUUCACUUCUUCUGUCCUUAUCGGUCACUCCAUGUCUGGUAUGAUUGGAUGCAUUGCCUCCAUUAAAAGACCAGAUCUCUUCAAGAAGCUUAUACUCCUUGUAGCUUCUCCCAGGUACUUGAACACAGAAGGCUAUGAAGGAGGAUUCGAGAAAUCAGAGGUGGAGCAACUGCUCUUAAACAUGGAAUCCAAUUAUGAGGCAUGGGCGCCAGGCUUCGCUGGGCUUGUGGUGGAUGCAAGGGACCUUGUUUCUGUGGACAAGUUUGGUAGAUUGUUGGGAAGAAUGAGGCCUGAAGUGGCACUCUCAGUGGCCAAAAUCAUCUUCUACUGUGACCAGAGAGAUGUUCUUGAGAAAGUUAAUGUCCCAUGCACCAUAAUUCAGACCAGAAACGAUGUUGUCGUUCCUGUAUCUGUUGCAGAGUAUAUGCAGAAGAAGAUUAAAGGGAAGACGACUGUGGAGAUCAUGGAAGUUGAUGGGCAUUUUCCUCAGCUUACAUCCCAUGAGUUGUUCCUUGAUGUUCUUGACAGGGUCUUGGGUUGUGAUUAUGAAGAUAAAAACCUGUAAUGACAAUACAAAUGAAGACACAGUAUAGAGAGAGAGGGACAAUAUAACUGGUUGUGUAGGGUUGUGGCAGGGAUUUCCUUAGGUUUCAUGGUUUCUUUCCAUCACUGUUGUAGCUGAUUUCACUCCCAUCUGGUUUUAAAAUCUAGCUAGGACUGUGAAUUCUUGUUGUGAUUCUUGUUGGUGAUUAUCAAAGCCUAGAAACAAGUUGAGUGGUUCUCAUUCAA